Molecule: messenger RNA, 1071 nt
Organism: Phodopus roborovskii (desert hamster)
Lineage: Eukaryota; Metazoa; Chordata; Mammalia; Rodentia; Cricetidae
Gene: Etv3l
Product: ETS variant transcription factor 3 like
Exons: 5
Coding region: 1-1071 (356 amino acids)
Biological process (GO): regulation of transcription by RNA polymerase II; cell differentiation
Cellular component (GO): nucleus
Molecular function (GO): DNA-binding transcription factor activity, RNA polymerase II-specific; sequence-specific DNA binding
Source: RefSeq, a predicted model, not a curated record
AUGCACCAUAACCGCUCCCUGGAAGGCAGCGUGACCGCCCCUGUCAAAUACUGGAUCUCAGGACUGGCCUUCCCGGACUGGGCCUACAAAACCGAGUCGUCGCCAGGCUCCCGGCAGAUCCAGCUGUGGCACUUCAUCCUGGAACUGCUGCAGAAGGAAGAGUUCCGCCAUGUCAUCGCCUGGCAGCAGGGAGAGUACGGGGAGUUUGUCAUCAAGGAUCCAGAUGAAGUGGCUCGCCUCUGGGGCCGCAGGAAGUGCAAACCACAGAUGAACUAUGACAAGCUGAGCCGGGCCCUCAGGUAUUACUACAGUAAGAGGAUCCUGCACAAGACCAAAGGCAAAAGGUUUACCUACAAGUUCAACUUCAGUGAGCUCACUGUAGCCAGCUGUCCUCCAUGGAAAGUGUGGGCACCCUCUGCCCCUCACCUGCUGGUGGGGUCUGCUGCAUUGUGUCAGCCAGCCUUGGUGCCUGUGGCUGUGCAAAGCGAGCCCCUGCAUAGCAUGCUGUAUACCCACCGGGCCACAGAAGCGCAGCUGGCUAGAGAAAGGACCUCAUGGGAGCCACUGGAAACCUCUGGGGAGAAGGGGAACAGAAACUUCAAGGGUGAGUGUUUUGGCUCAGCCCUGGGCCCAGGCUGGCGAGGCUCUUGCUGCUGCUUCCUGACCCUCCAAGGUGACCUUCCCAGCUUUGCUUCCUUCGCUGCUGUUCCCCGCCUCUGCUGUGACUUGACCCUCCCCUCAGGGCCCAUCUUGCCUCCUUUCUCCUCAGAGCAGCCACUUUCAGGGUCCUCCAAGCCUGGUCCUCGGCUCCCAGGCCUGCUGUGUAUGCCAGGUACCUGGCAUUUCCCGGAGCUCCCCCUGCUGGCCAGGCUGAGACAGGGCCCUAGUGACAGGCUUCAGUGCCCAUUUCUCAGGCCUGAGGAAUUGCUGGUAAAUCCAGGGCCAAAGGGUCACCUGGGUUCCAAUGGGGGACUCUCCUCAGAGAUUCAGGGACUCGGACUGGGGAAAGGAACUUCUAUGUCCCCCAAUCCAGAGACCCUUAGAGCUACGUGGCCUUUGGAUCCCCCUUAG